Messenger RNA from Cryphonectria parasitica EP155, 546 nucleotides. Its product is annotated as putative U-snRNP-associated cyclophilin. The coding region runs from base 1 to 546 and encodes 181 amino acids. Lineage: Eukaryota; Fungi; Ascomycota; Sordariomycetes; Diaporthales; Cryphonectriaceae. The transcript is spliced from 5 exons. Gene Ontology annotation, molecular function: peptidyl-prolyl cis-trans isomerase activity. The record is from RefSeq and is a predicted model, not a curated record. Gene Ontology annotation, cellular component: intracellular membrane-bounded organelle. Gene Ontology annotation, biological process: protein folding; protein peptidyl-prolyl isomerization.
AUGCCUCCCACACAGCUACCUGAGAAUGGCAACCCUCUUGUAUUUUUCGAUAUGACGCUUGGUGGUGAGCCACUAGGCCGCAUAACAUUCGAGCUCUUCAAGGACGUCGUGCCACGUACCGCCGAAAACUUUCGUCAGUUCUGCACCGGCGAGUACAAAGUCAACGGUAAAGCACAGGGCUACAAGGGAUCGAGAUUCCACCGGAUCAUUCCAAAGUUCAUGUGCCAGGGCGGCGACUAUCUCCACGGCGACGGCACCGGAUCCACAUGCAUCUACGGCACCAAGAGCUUCGCAGACGAAAACUUCACGCGGAAGCAUGACUCGGAGGGGUUGUUGUCAAUGGCUAACGCCGGCCCCAACACCAACGGCUCCCAGUUCUUCAUCACCACGGUGCCCACACCCUUCCUCGACAACAAGCACGUCGUCUUCGGGCGUGUGGUCGACGGCAUGGACGUUGUGCGUAAGAUGGAGGCGACCAAGACAGGCCGGAGGGGCAAGGAUGUGCCGGACCUGGAUGUCAUCGUCGCCCAGUGUGGGGAGAUGUAG